CCUGCAAAGAAAAAACUUGAAGGCAAAGCUAAAGCCGGGAGUAUACCGGGGGAUACAGGAUCUGUGGCAACCGCGACUAUGGUUCGGCGCCAAAUGCCGCCGCGCGCCUGCAAGAGCAAGAGCCAGAGCGCCGCCAGGCCCAGUCUUAGUCCCAGCCGCCUGGCCAAGAAGCCCAGCCUGACGCCGACCACCGGUUCUCAGGCGCCAUCGCAGACCAUCGCAAAGUCGAGGCCCACCGGUCUCGAGACGAUUUUUGAACGGCCCGGCAAUGAGGACGACGGGCCCACCAGCAGCCAUGCCGUGGCAUUCGGCGAGUGCCAGCGCCGCGUCCUCGCCCUGGGUACGGGCGAAAAAAAAAGAACCCUGUCGCAGAAGAGCUGCCUGAAGGUGCGCAACACCUUGGGCGAACGCAGCACCCGGCACAUGAUGACACUGCGGGCGUCCCGCACUACUUUGGACAGCGUAAUGCUCGGGGGCUCGGACGAUGAAGGCGAGUCGGUCGGAGUCGCUCCCGUAGCUGCUCCCGAAGUCGUUCCCGCUGGAGGAAAUGCCGGUACAAAUCAGCCGGCACCAUUCGUGCUGCGCACCAGCAGGAGGCUCAAGAGUCUGCCUCCGUUUUAGAUUGUUGCACCUUCCACCCUCCAAAUGAAAGAAAAAGAAUAAAGAAAAGAAAAGCAAAGAAAAG
Molecule: messenger RNA, 685 nt
Organism: Drosophila miranda
Lineage: Eukaryota; Metazoa; Arthropoda; Insecta; Diptera; Drosophilidae
Product: protein tantalus-like
Exons: 2
Coding region: 79-621 (180 amino acids)
Source: RefSeq, a predicted model, not a curated record